Molecule: messenger RNA, 3215 nt
Organism: Sorex fumeus (smoky shrew)
Lineage: Eukaryota; Metazoa; Chordata; Mammalia; Eulipotyphla; Soricidae
Gene: MARS2
Product: methionyl-tRNA synthetase 2, mitochondrial
Exons: 1
Coding region: 49-1830 (593 amino acids)
Biological process (GO): methionyl-tRNA aminoacylation
Molecular function (GO): methionine-tRNA ligase activity; ATP binding
Source: RefSeq, a predicted model, not a curated record
CGCCUUCCCGUGGCGCGAGCCGUCAGCCGCUGAAGCCGGACGGGCAGCAUGUUACGGUUAUCCGUGUUCCGGCUGCUCGGUCGCGCCGGAGCUCCUCAGGUCUCGCUCCCGGAGGCGUCUGGUCCGCGCCGCUACAGUUCGCGCCCCCUCUGCCCUCGAGACGAUGUGGGCGACAGGCGCGCCUUCUUCACGACGCCUAUUUUCUACGUGAAUGCGGCCCCGCACAUCGGACACCUGUACUCGGCGGUGCUGGCGGACGCCCUGUACCGCCACCGUCGCCUCCGAGUCCCCAGCGCGUCCGCCACGCGAUUCUCAACGGGCACCGACGAGCACGGCUUGAAGAUCCAGCAGGCGGCCGCCGCGGCCGGCUUCGCCCCGACCGAGCUGUGCGAACGAGUGUCGGCCCAGUACCACCAGCUUUUCCGCCAGGCUGACAUCGCCUCCACCGACUUCAUCCGGACCACUGAGCCCCGACACCGGACGGCCGUGCAGCACUUUUGGGGCCUGCUGGAGGCUCGGGGUCUGCUCUACAAGGGGGUCUACGAAGGUUGGUACUGCGCGUCCGACGAGUGCUUCCUGCCGGAGGCCAAGGUCACCCGGCAACCCGGCCCGUCGGGGGACUCGUGCCCCGUGUCGCUCGAGAGCGGUCACCCCGUCUCCUGGACCCAGGAAGAGAACUACAUUUUCAGGCUUUCGGCGUUUCGGGAGCCGCUCCAGCGGUGGCUGCGGGACAACCCCCGGGCGAUCACCCCGGAGCCCUUCUAUCACUUAGUCCUUCAGUGGCUGGAAGAGGAGCUGACCGACCUGUCCGUCUCAAGGAGGAGAAGCAACCUGCACUGGGGCAUCCCGGUUCCUGGCGACGAGUCGCAGACCAUCUACGUGUGGCUGGACGCCUUGGUCAACUACCUUACCGUCAUUGGCUACCCAGACGCCCAGUUCGAAUCUUGGUUGCCAGCCACCGUUCACAUCAUAGGCAAGGACAUCCUGAGAUUUCAUAGCAUCUAUUGGCCUGCCUUCCUCUUAGGCGCCGGCCUGAGUCCGCCUCGCCGCAUCUGUGUCCACUCCCACUGGACUGUCAGUGGCCAAAAGAUGUCUAAGAGCUUGGGCAACGUGGUGGACCCCGGGACUUGCCUUGACCGCUAUACCGUGGAUGGCUUUCGGUACUUUCUCCUGCGGCAGGGUGUUCCCAACUGGGACUGUGAUUACUAUGAUGAGAAGGUGGUUAAGUUGUUAGAUUCCGAGCUGGCAGAUGCGUUGGGAGGCCUCUUGAACCGAUGCACUGCCACCAGAAUCAAUCCUUCUGGAACCUAUCCGGUGUUCUGCACUAACUCCUUUCCCAGGGAGCCUGGGCUGGGGGGACCAUUAGUGCGUGCUCAGGCAGAGGAUUAUGCUUUGGUGAGUGCAGUGGCCACUUUGCCCAAGCAGGUAGCUGACCACUAUGAUAACUUUCAGAUUUAUAAGGCCCUGGAGGCAGUGUCCAACUGUGUCCGGCAAACUAACGGCUUUGUCCAAAGGCAUGCACCGUGGAAGCUGAACUGGGAGAGUCCUGUGGAUGGUCCCUGGCUAGGUACUGUACUUCAUGUGGCCUUGGAAUGUUUGCGAGUCUUUGGGACUUUGCUCCAGCCUGUCACCCCAACCCUGGCUGACAAGCUGCUGUGCAGGCUGGGAGUCUCUGCCACAGAGAGGGGUCUUGGAGAACUCUGCUUCUUGCCUCGAUUUUAUGGACAUCCAUGCCCUUUUGAAGGGAGGAGGCUGGGACCUGAAACUGGGCUUUUAUUUCCUAGACUGGACCAGUCCAGGACCUGGCUGAUGAAAGCCCAUAGGACCUAGAGACUCCUAUCUUUAAUGACUUGUGAUUAAAAAAAAAUAGCAAAUGUAUUACUAUUUUGCAUUUUCAGGAAAGUUAGUGUUUUUCUUAAAGUGUUGCUUCAGUGAGCACAUAAACUGUGUCCCUGUGAGAAGAGGUUUGUAGCUUUUCAGGUGCCUACCUUGCAUUCUUCAGUUCUCUGUGCUCUUUAGCCAUUAUCCAUUAGCCAUGUGUAUUGAGUGUCCGAGUGUCUCCAGGGCAAAGAUGGGUUAGAGACAACUUUGCUGAUUUGUUCUCAUUGUGCCGCCUCCUAAACUAGUUAUUUGUCUGGACUAUCUCUAAUGUUUUUUUACUGGAGUGGCCUCUGCUGGCCAGAUUAGAGAGCCUGAGAGUUGGAGACCCCUACCUCAGCUUUAUAGGGGGGCCCUAUUUUGUUAUUAUAUUGAAUCUCCUGUUAAAAAGAUUAUCUUGUUAAACCUUUUGAAAACCAGUGUCCUAGGUGAUGAUUUUUACUAGUGUUUAUAUUUUCAGUUCUUAAAACACUCCCUGCCCUAAUGGCCCAAUAGUUAACGCUUUGUAACAUUGCACUUCAAUCAGUAGAUGGCGCUCUUACACAGUAUCCAAUUUUGCAGACUUCAGGCUUAAUUUUCUGAACAUAGGAAUAACCACUGCUGUUUCACUGAAAGUAAUUUUAAAAAGAUAAUACUCAAUUCUUUAAAGAAUAUUGAAAAAGAAUGUUUACUCCUUAAUAUUUAAUAAGUUAGUAAGUACAUGUAUUAAAUUUGGACAGUAUGAUAAAAAUUUUUGAGGUACUUGCUGUGUUCAGAUUAUUUACACUUUAAUAGCAUUACGAUACGGGUAUGAUUAAAAAUAUUUAAAUCACUCAAAAGGGCUAUUUUAUUUUUGGUUUUGAACCAAACGUGGUAGUGCUCAGGGCUUACCUCCUGGUGUUAUAAAAUGCGCAGGUCAACUGGUCAGCUGCAUGCAGGGCAACCGCCUAACUGCUGUAAUCUCUCUUUCCCCCAAAGGAGCAAUUUCUAAAACUAGUCUAAAUUUUGUUAUCUACAUGCAUACUUAACCUUACAUGAUUUCUUUUGGUGUGGUCAAUCAUGGUCUUUAAUAUAAUUUAGAAAUUUUUCAUACGUUUACUUUUAAGUAGUUUUUACUAAUUAUUUCUUUUGCUGUUUUCACUUAUUAAAGUUUAAAAGUUUGUAAGUACCUUAUUCAGAUUUGUUCUGUUGCAUUUGUUGAAGGUGAUGAUGGUGAAGGGAGGAAAAUGAUCAGUGCUUCAGGAUUCUGACUGCAUUUAGGGAUCUCUCCAAGGCUCCAUAAGAGAACAUCACAGACAAGAUGUUAAGGUAUCAAUUUAUAUAAUGGCUAUAGCACAGUAAGCCAGCAUUCUCAUAGG